Molecule: messenger RNA, 7214 nt
Organism: Octopus bimaculoides (California two-spot octopus)
Lineage: Eukaryota; Metazoa; Mollusca; Cephalopoda; Octopoda; Octopodidae
Biological process (GO): regulation of transcription by RNA polymerase II
Molecular function (GO): DNA-binding transcription factor activity, RNA polymerase II-specific; RNA polymerase II cis-regulatory region sequence-specific DNA binding
Source: RefSeq, a predicted model, not a curated record
UUUUAUUUUACUUGUUUCAGUCAUUUCACUGCGGCCAUGCUGGAGCACCGCCUUUAGUCGAAUCAAAUCGACCCCAAGGACUUAUUCUUUGCAAGCCCAGUACUUAUACUAUCGGUUUCUUUUGCCGAACCGCUAAGUUACGGGGACGUAAACACACCAGCAUCGGUUGCCAAGCAAUGUUGGUGGGGGACAAACACUGAUACGCAACAUAUACACACACAUACAUACAUAUAUAUAUAUAUAUAUAUAUAUACAUAUAUACGACGGGCUUCUUUCAGUUUCCGUCUACCAAAUCCACUCACAAGGCUUUGGUUGGCCCGAGGCUAUAGUAAAAAAACACUUGCCCAAGGUGCCACGCAGUGCGACUGAACCCGGAACCAUGUGGUUGGUAAGCAAGCUACUUACCACACAGCCACUCCAAAUUUGCUGUUUAUUAUUAGGUUUAGCUAUGUCUAAUUAUUUUAUAUCGUGUAUUUUGUUAACAGUAACCUCGCUGGUUGCAGAGCCUUUCCAGCAGAAUAAUCGUUGUUUACCUUGAUGACACAACAAAUACAAACUAUAUAAACAUUGCUUGAUCUUUCGUGAUUAGCAGAAACACAUUUCUAAGGCUCACACAUAUAGAUCCAAUAUGCUGGGAGGGUCUCUGUAUGUGCGUUGGUAUCUUGGUAAAGUUGUCGAACACGUACGUAAACAACGACUCCCCCCCACACACACACACACACACACUACACAACAGAAGAGACCGCAUAGAAACGACAUGCUGAGCACCCGGAAUGCCUAGAAAAAUUCUGAAGAAAUCUCAUAUCAUGAAAAUAUAUUCCUGCAUAUUGAAACGAAGAUGAUUAUAUUGAAACUAUGAAACUGUGUUCAUUGGAAUUUUGACACCAAAAAUUUUGAAAGAUAUUGAUUGUGAAAAACAUGAGGAGAACUUCAAUGAGAAUUUUGUAAUUUUGGUAACUUCUGCUACAAGCUAUCAUACUUUUAUGAAUAUUUUAGUUGAAUUGUAGAGAGACACAUGAGCUCAAUGGAAGGUAGAAAGGUUAAAGUGAAAACACAAUUCCAUUGUGAAAUUUGUGAUAGAAAAUUUUCACGUAAUUCACAACUCAGUAUGCACCGAGUGGUUCAUACUGGAGAAAAACCAUACAGCUGUGACAUUUGUGGUAAAUUAUUUUCAAGACAAAGCAAUGCAAAUCGCCACAAGGUGGUGCACACUGGAAAGAGACCAUAUAUCUGUGAUAUCUGUGGUAAAUCAUUCCAUUUAAAUAGUAUCUUAAAAAGACAUAGAAUAGUUCAUUCGGAAGAGAAGCCACACCAAUGUGAUAUUUGUGGUAAAACAUUCUUAAGAAAAGAGAGUGUUACAGAUCAUAAAGUAAUCCACUCUGGAGAAAAACCAUUUGAAUGUGAUAUUUGUGGGAAAGCAUAUUAUGUGAAGAAGAGACUACAGCGCCAUAUUAUAGUCCAUACUGGAGAGAAAUCUCACCAAUGUGAUAUCUGUGGUAAAAUAUUCUUGUACAAUAGUGACUUAAAGAUACAUAAAAUGCUCCAUAUUGUUGAAGAGCCAUUCAAGUGUGAAACUUGUAAUAAAACUUUCACAAAUAAUAGUGACUUGAAAAAGCAUAAAGUGACACAUAAGGGAGAGAAACCUUAUAAAUGUAAGACAUGUGGUAAAGCGUUCUCAAGAAAGGACCGAUUAACUAUGCAUGAUAAUGCUCAUGCAGAAGAGACGCACCAGUGCAAUGUUUGUAGUAAGACAUUUUUAAGUCAUUCUCUUUUAAAAGAUCAUAAAAUUAUUCAUGUUAGCGAGAAACCAUAUAAAUGUGACCUCUGCAUUAAAUCAUUUUCACAUGACCGUAGCUUAAAGAGACAUAAAACACAACACAGAAAAGAAGCAUUAGCACAAUAGUGUGAAAUCUGUGUUUCAAAAUUGUUAUCUUGUAGCUACCUAAACAUAUUCCGGGUCAUUAAAACUGUGGCCAUCAAGGAUGACCAUUGGUAGCAUGUAUCAGGUUUUUGGUGAUUGCUUUAAGUGUCCAUGUAGACGUGGACAUUCUCUUGGAUCUCCCACUCAUGAUCUAAUGGAACAUCCAGUAUGUAACAUCUGGAGAGAGAAAGAGUUGGGGCUUGCACUGAGCUGGUACAUUAUUUAUUGUCCAUGAAAGAAUGAAAGGUAAAUUUUACCUCGUUUGGAUUUGAAAUCAGUGUGCAAAACCAGGAUAGAUACCACGAUGCAUUCUACCUGAUGUAACGAUCAUCAGUCAGCCUCUUGGCUGCUUUAUUCCAGUUUAGGUAAAUGUGAUAUUUGUGACAAAGUUCAUUAAAGUGACAAAGUUAUUGAUAAAGAAGUUUUCUUUCUCUGUCUUUUUUUUGUGAAAUUUGUGGUAAAACAUUCUUAUAUAAAUUGUGACUUUAAGACAACAGUAUAUAAAUCUAUGCAGAAGAUAGUCCACACUGUUGUGACUUUUAUAAUGGAGCAUUUCAGGUGUGAAUAUGAUUUAAUGAAACACAAUAUUGGUGAAACUGGAGCAAAGCCAUAUCAAUGUAAAAUUGAUGGUAAAAACCUUCAUCAUCAUCAUCAUCAUCAUCAUCGUUUAACGUCCGUUUUCCUCAGUGUUACAAGACAGGUCAGGCAGGUUGCCGAUGCUCGUGGCUGACCGGUCGGUUCCUGUCAAACCUAGGACGUAUGAAAGGUAGAUUGUUUGAUGCCUGUGUACAAACAGCUAUGCUGCAUGGCAGUGAAACAUUGGGUAUGACAGCCGAGGACAUGUGUAGGCUUGGAAGUAAUGAAGCCAGUAUGCUUCGCUGGAUGUGCGAUGUCAGCGUGCAUAAUAUUCGACAGAGUGUAAGCAUCCCAGGGGAAAAGUUAGGCAUAAGAGGAAUUAGAUGUGGUGUGCGAGAGAGACAACUGCACUGGAAUGGUCAUGUGAUGCGUAUGGAUGAGGAUAGUUGUGUAAAGAAGUGCUGAUCUCUAACUGUGGUAGAGGUAGACCCAGGAAGACAUGGGACGUGGUGGUGAAGCAUGAGCUUUGAGCCUCACAGAGGCAAUGACUAGUGACCGAGACCUUUGGCGAUGUGCUGUGCUUGAGAGGACUCAUCAAGCGAAGUGUACCCAUUAUGGUGGCAUGUAAAGAACAUCUUUUGAAUGUUGGGCCUCACGGAGGCAGGGUGGUUGAGUUCCUUUUGAGUGUUGGACCUCAUAGAGGCAAUGACCAAGACCUUUGGCAUUAUGUCAUGCUUGAAAAAAAGACCUAUGAAGCCAAGCAAAAUCGCAGUUGUGACAGAUACUAGUGUCACGCAAAUUGGCACCCGUACCGGAGGCAUGUAAAGGCACCCCGGUGUCACACAAAUGGCACAUAAAAGCAUUAUACUCUCGGAGUGGUUGGCGUUAGGAAAGGCAUCGACCAUAAAAAACCAUGCUAAAUCAGACAGGUGUCUGGUACAGCCUUCCAGCGUAUCAGCCCAGUCAAACUGUACACCCCAUUGCCAGCAUGGUAUGGACAAUGGACGUUAAAUGAUGAUGAUGAUAUAUAUACCAAUAGAGUGUGACAUUAACUUUAAUGUUUCAGCCUGCUAACCUUCAAACUAAGGUUGAAUCCACUGUUACCAUGCUUCAAGUAAAAAUAUAAUAAAUAUGUCCUAUACAAAAAGUAUUGUGUUAUUGUGCUCAGUUUAAUGUAAAGUUGUUAUUAUAUAGGUGCAGGCAUGGCUGUGUGGUCAAAAGUUUGCUUUCCAACUGCAUGGUUCCAGGUUCAGUCCCACUGCAUCGCACCUUGGGUAAGUGUCUUCUACUAUAGCCUCAGACGGAAACUGAAAGAAACCUGUUGAAUAUAUAUAUGUGUGUGCUUCUUUCUCUGUGUUUGUCUCGCACCACUGCUUGACAACUGGUGUUGGUGUGCUUACAUCCCCAUGAUGUAGCAGUUCAGCAAGAAGAGUGCAAUAAAAUAAGUACUGGGUCAACAAUUUGACUGCCUAAACCCUUCAAUGGGCUGCCCCCAGCAUAGUCAAGACUCCACGACCUGAAACCUGAAAAAAGUAAAAUAUGUCUAUCAUCAUCAUCAUCGUUUAACGUCCGCUUUCCAUGCUAGCAUGGGUUGGACGAUUUGACUGAAGAUUGGUGCAACCGGAUGGCUACACCAGGCUCCAAUCUAAUUUGGCAGAGUUUCUACAGCUGGAUGCCCUUCCUAACGCCAACCACUCAGAGAGUGUAGUGGGUGCUUUUACGUGUCACCCGCACGAAAACGGCCAGGCUCGAAAUGGUGUCUUUUAUGUGCCACCCGCACAAGAGCCAGUCCAGGGGCACUGGCAAUGAUCUCGCUCGAAAACCCUACAAGGCCAGUCAGGCGGUACUGGCAACGGUCACGCUCAGGAUGGUAUAUCUUAUGUGCCACCCGCACAAGAGCCAGUCCAGGGGCCCUGGCAACGAUCUCACUUGGCUUGCCGGGUCUUCUCACGCACAGCACAUUUCCAAAGGUCUCGGUCAGUAGUCCACACAGCACAUUUCCAAAGGUCUCGGUCAGUCCAAAGGUCUAUCAUUGUAUUGACCAAACUAUUGCAUACCUGUUUAUUGGUCCACUUAAAGUGGUGGGUCAUUCCAUGAAUAAUGCAGUUGGUUUCAAUUGCAUGGAAUAACAGUCAGAGGGGGACAGGAUAAACUACCUGCAUCAACUUCCUAUAAAAGCAGGUAGUAAUUCUACCUUGUUUUUAUUCUUAGUGCAGUGGAGGCCCAGUGGUUAGAGCAGCGGACUCGCGGUCAUAGGAUCGCGGUUUCGAUUCCCAGACCGGGCGUUGUGAGUGUUUAUUGAGCGAAAACACCUAAAAGCUCCACGAGGCUCCAGCAGGGGCUGGUGGUGAACCCUGCUAUACUCUUUCACCACAACUUUCUCUCACUCUUACUUCCUGUUUCUGUUGUACCUGUAAUUCAAAGGGUCAGCCUUUGUGUCAUGCUGAAUAUCCCCGAGAACUACGUUAACAGUACAUGUGUCUGUGGAGUGCUCAGCUACUUGCACGUUAAUUUCACGAGCAGGCUGUUCCGUUGAUCGGAUCAACUGGAACCCUCGUAGUCGUAAGCGACGGAGUGCCAACAACAACAACAACAUACUUAGGGCAGGUUUUGAAGAGUGCAGUUCGAUUUUAACAGUUAUUUUUUUCAAAGCUAUAAUGGAAGUGACAAAGAAGCAGAUUCGGCAUAUUUUGAUUUAUGAGUUCAAUAAAUGCAACAGAACAUGCAAGAAAUAUUAAUGCGGUAUAUGGGGAUCAGACAAUAAGCAGAAGCCAGAGUCAACUGUGGUUCCAGAAAUUCCGAGCCGGAAACUACAGCCUAGAAGACGAGCUUCAUCCUGGAAGAUCUGUAGAGCUCGACAAGGACAUCCUGCAAACCCUGGUGGAACAAAAUUCCAUUGCAACUGUUGAGGAACUUGGAGAGAAGCUUGGAUUUGGUCAUUCAAGUCAGUGAUAGAAGUAAAAUGACCAUCUUUGGUUUCAAGAUGAAAGGCAUUCUUCCAUCAGGAUAAUUCUCAGCCACAUACAGCGAGGAUGACAUUCCAAAGGCUGGAGCAGUUUGAAUGGAGAAUGAUGCCCCACCCACCAUAUUCUCCGGAAAUUGCCUCAUCUGAUUAUUAUUUAUUCUGCAAUCUUGAAAAUCAUUUGGACGGAAAAAAUAUGAAUUUGUAGAUGAGGUUAGAACAGUACUGGAGGAGUAUUUUUCAUCAUGGGCAAGUGAAUUUUAGGAGAGGGGCCUUGCAAGUCUACCAGAUAGAGGGAAGAGCAUUGUAGAAAAUGAAGGAGAGUAAAUUUUAGAUUUAAAAAGAACUUUGUUAAUCUUAAUUUUGAAAAAUAAAACUAUGUCUAUAAGAUGAAAAUUAAUCCUUUAGCAUGCAGAUUAUCACAGUAAUCCUUAUUUAUUCACAUUGUUUUGAAUUAAUCAUGCAGUAGUUAAUAGCUUUGAGAUUUUAAUGAGCUAUCUGUUAAUUUUUAGAAGGCUAUUAUAGGGUUGGUGUGAAAAGCCAGAUCUGGCUAGUCUGAGCGUAAAACAGAAUAUUUUGGUUAGUUUAAAUGAAGAAAAGUAAAGGACAUGAAUUUACUUAAAAGAUACAGAAACAAAUUAAUACAGUUCUUUAAUAUAUAUAACAGGCUUCUUUCAGUUUCUGUCUACCAAAUCCAUUCACAUGGCUUUGGUCAACCAGGGGUUAUAGUGGAAGACACUUAGAAGCCACACAGAGGAACUGAACCCAAAACCAUGGUUGAGAAGUAGACUUCUUAACAACACAGUCACAACAUAUUAUAUCAGCACUUCUUAAACUAUGGGUCACAACUCAAUUUGGAGUCGUGGAAAUUAAAUUCAAACACUUGAAUUUCUGUUUAUAUGUUAUUUCAUAAAUUUCAGUUUAAAUGAACCUUUGGAGAUAUACUGUGAUUGAGAAGACCCAGCAAGUAGGAUCGCAGCCAUAGCUGAUACUAGUGUCACAUAACCAGCCCAUUUAAGUGUACCAUGGAGAACUGCCGGGCAAUACACUGUGCUUAAGAAGACCUGUUGAGCGAGGUGAAAUCAUAGUCAUGGUCUAUGCCAGUGCCGCCUGACUGGCACCCGUGCUGGUGGCAUGUAAUAAGCACCAUUCAAAUGUCAUCGAUGCCAGUGCCACCUGACUAGCUCCCAUACCUGUGGCACAUAAAAAGCACCCACUACACUUUUGGAAUGGUUGGCAUUAGGAAGGGCAUCCAGCUGUAGAAACAUUGCCAGAUCAGAUUGGAGCCUGGUGCAGCCUUCUGGCUUAGCAGUCCUCAGUCAAACUGUCCAGUCCAUGCCAGCAUGGAAAGCAGACAUUAAACGAUGAUGAUAAUUUCAGUUUAUUAUUUCUGAAAUGACAUUACAUGUUCUUUUGUCAUUUAGUACCAAAUACCUAUGUGAAAUAACUUUUUCAUCGCAGCUAACCUUAUGUGAAAUAACUUUUUCAGCUUUAACCCUUAUUAAAACCAAAUAUCGUUCAAUGCUGUAAAGCGUAGAAGAUGCUUUACGUCCAGCAGUGUCAAAUAUUACACCAAGGUUUAAUUUGCUAUGCAACAAAAAACAAGUACAUCCACCAUAUUGGUUUUUACUUUUUUUUUUUUUUUUUUGUAUUUAAAACAAAUCCUAAAAUUACUUUUAUUUUGACAAAUAAUAUAACGCCUUUUUUUAUAUGUAUAUUGUUCAGUAAAACAAUGAUUUAUGUAUUUAUUUGUAU